CUCCAUCCAUGCUUUUGUUCCGGCCCUCCGGUCCAGUUUAAGAACCCAUUUGUGGCCCUCGAGUCAAAAAGUUUGUCUACCCCUGCUUUAGCCUCACUGCAGCCCAGGCAGAGCUGACACUGCUGAUGGCAUCAGAAGCAGAUGCUGUGAAGUAUUAGUGUCUGUAUUGUGACAUUAACUUUGCUUAGUGGAUUCAAUGGAGGCAACAUAGUUCUUGUUAGAGAGGAGCAAUGUUCCCCAGCAACAUAAGGCCUGAAGGAGACAAAUGCCUAAUGGCCUGAAUGAAGGAAAAAUGCCUCUUAUUCUGAAAGAGCAGGUCCUGAAGAAAGAUAUGCAAAACCAGCAGCUAAAGGAAGCCUCACAGGCGCCCCAGAAACAAACUUGCCCUAGAAAUCACAUCUGCUGAAGGUGCUGGAGGACACUGAGUAUACUUGGUGUGUACUGUGCUAUAUGCCCCCCAAUCCUGUCCUGGAUUGAGCUGUGGAAAUACAGGAUCCUGGACUUGGAGCGUAAGAACUACAUUACCCAGAAGGCCGGGCGCGGAAUGACAACGGGAUGCGCCAAUGGAGGCUCAGGAAAGGCGUUUCCGCUUGGCCACUUGUGUAGGGCGGGACUGGCAGGCCUCCUGGCGGGGUUUUGUCCUCUCUCAGUUUUAUUCUCAGGCGGUCAGGAGUUCCUGGUCGCACAGUCCCGUGGAGAAGGCUGGAGAGUGGUGCUCCCUGCCUCACAGCCCGUGGUGGGAGCCUGCAGGGGUGCGCACAGCUCACAUGUGGGAUUGAAGCUCCCAGUCGCUAACAGGGCCGGACCAGGGCCGGACCAGUGCCGGACCAGGGCCGGGCCAGGGACCGCCAUUCCCGCAGCGGCCUCUUCUCCGGGGGCUCCGGCCCCGCUCUGCCCACAGAGUCCAAUGGCGGCGCCCGAGCUGAGUUGCAGGCCUGAGGUUGGCGUGACCUUUGAGGACAUUGCCCUGUACUUCUCCAGGGAGGAAUGGAGCCUCCUUGAUGAGGGUCAGAGACAGCUGUACCUGAAUGUGAUGCUGGAGAACUUUGAACUUAUAUCCUCCCUGGGUUGCUGCUGUGGAGCAGAGAAUGUGGAGGCACCAACUGAACAGAAUGUUUCUGUAAGAUUGUCACAGACAAGGAAUCCCAAGUUAGCCUUGUCUUCCCAGAAGAGCCACAGUGAGAGUUGUAGACUAGUUCUGGGAAACAUUUUCAAAUUGACUGAGCUUCAGGGAACACAACAUGGACAGACACUGUUGGGGAAUGGGGCAGGUGCAAAAAAGCUCUUUUUCAAAGAAGAAUUUCACCAGCAGCAUGUGAGAGAGAAGACUUUCAUUAGCGAUGUGGACAGGACCUCACUUACAAAUGGCUGCAAUUUGGACGUGUCCCAGAAUCAUUUUACCUGGGGGAAGCUUGGGCAGGGCAUUCUUACGGGGUCAGGGCAUGUCCACCAAGAGAAUACUCAGACCAGGGAAAGGCCAAAUGAUAUUUUGAAGUGUGAGGUGACAUUUCAAAGGAGAAAAGAUUAUUACAUCAGAAAAGAAUGCGAAGAAGACAUUGGCUGCAACGAUACGUUUAUUCAAGACAAGGGUGUCCAUGCUGGAAGUGGGUGUUUUGUUUGCUGUGAGUAUGGAAAAUAUUUUACCAAGUGUUCCAGCUUUCAUUAUCAGAGAUGUCAUAUGGGAGAAAGGUCUUAUGAGUGCAGUAAAUUUGGGAAAUCUUUUAUUAGUAGCAAUCAACUUCAUUAUCAUCAAACAGUUCACACUGGAGAAAAGCCUUAUAAAUGCACUGAAUGUGGGAAAUCUUUUACCACUAGCAGUAACCUUCGUUGUCAUCAGAGGGUUCACAAUGGUGAAAAGCCUUAUCAAUGCAGUGCGUGUGGGAAAGCUUUUACCACAAUGCAAAGCCUUUGUCAUCAUCAGAGACUUCACACUGGAGAAAGGCCUUAUGAGUGCAGUGAAUGUGGAAAAUCUUUUACCACUAGCAGUAACCUUCAUUGUCAUCAGAGAGUUCACACAGGAGAAAAGCCUUAUAAAUGCAGUGAAUGUGGGAAAGCUUUUACGAGGAUGCAAAACCUUUGUCGUCAUCAGAGACUUCACACUGGAGAAAGGCCUUAUGAGUGCAGUGAGUGUGGGAAAUCUUUUACCACUAGCACUGCCUUUUGUUGUCAUCAGAGAAUUCAUACUGGAGAAAGCCGUUAUCAAUGCAGUGAAUGUGGGAAAUCUUUUACCACUAGCAGUAACCUUCGUUGUCAUCAGAGAGUUCACACUGGAGAAAAGCCUUAUAAAUGCAGUGAAUGUGGGAAAGCUUUUACCAAUAGCACUGAUUUUUGUCGUCAUCAGAGAUUUCAUACUGGAGAAAGACCUUAUCAAUGCAAUGAAUGUGGGAAAUCUUUUACCGAUAACAGCAACCUUCAUUGUCAUCAGAGGGUUCACACUGGAGAAAAGCCUUAUAAGUGCAGUGAAUGUGAGAAAGCUUUUACUAGUAGCACUAAACUUUGUCGUCAUCAGAGAGUACACACUGGAGAAAGGCCUUAUCAUUGCAGUGAAUGUGGGAAAUCUUUUAUCACAAGCACUGACCUUCGUUGUCAUCAGAGAGUUCACACUGGGGAAAGGCCUUAUCAGUGCAGUGAAUGUGGGAAAUCUUUUACCAGUAGCAGUACACUCCGUAAUCAUCAACGUUCUCACACUGGAGAAAGGCCUUAUCAUUGUAGGGAAUGUGGGAAAUCUUUUAUCACUAGCACUCAACUUCGUUGUCAUCAGAGAGUUCACACUGGAGAAAGGUCUUCUCGGUGUAGUGAAUGUGGGAAAUCUUUUAUUACUAGCACUCACCCUAAUUGUAAUCAGAGAAUUCACACUGGAGAAAGGCCUUAUAAAUGCAGUGAAUGUGGGAAGUCUUUCACCAGGUCAGAUAGUCUUCAUGAUCAUAAGAGAGUUCAUACUGGAGAAAGGCCUUAUGAAUGCAGUGAAUGUAGUAAAUCUUUUACACGUAGAAAUGGCCUCCGUGAACAUCAGAGAGUUCACACUGGAGAAAAGCCUUAUAAAUGCAGGGAAUGUGGUAAAUCUUUUUCCAGUAGGGGCGGCCUCCAUAAUCAUCAGAAAGUUCACUCUGGAUAAAGGCCUUAUGUGUGCAAUUAAUGUGAGGAAUCUUUCAGCCAAUCUUCUCUCUUUGCUUUGCACAUAUGAAUUCAGGUGAAAAAUUUCUUAUAUGUGUAGAAAAUGCAGUUUUUUUGUUAGGUCUUAACAAUAUGGCAAACUUUGUGAAAUCUCAUUAAUCUGAAUUGAAUCACAUACAUUUAAACACAAACAUUAUUGAAAGUUCCCUUAAGUAUUAUUGGGUUUUUUUUUGUGUGUGUGUUUUUUAUUAUUAUUCUGGAAGUGUAUGUAUCUAUUUUGCA
Molecule: messenger RNA, 3396 nt
Organism: Myotis lucifugus (little brown bat)
Lineage: Eukaryota; Metazoa; Chordata; Mammalia; Chiroptera; Vespertilionidae
Product: zinc finger protein 345-like
Exons: 3
Coding region: 545-3115 (856 amino acids)
Biological process (GO): regulation of DNA-templated transcription
Source: RefSeq, a predicted model, not a curated record